GUUUGGCGGGUCCAUCUAAUCUUUCUUGCCCUACAUAUCUUGGAUGUGCAAUAGCUUCAUUUACUCCCGUCUUUCUCCACAUGGGUUGGAUGUAGAAAGCUUCUGAGGUAUCAAAAUAUCAAUAAUUAAUACCUAAACUCUCUGAUUUUGUGCACCAUUUGUUUUAAUACAUUAAUGUGUGUAAACAAGCAGAGUGAUGAGUUGGAGGGAUCCAUGUUAUGAGACUCGAAAUUGGAAAUCUUUCAGCCAUAGAGGAGUAUUGAAUUGGAAGUAAGCUGGAGAAACAGGUGCCCCACUCAGCUAUUUGAUACCAACAUUCCACCCCAUUCCCAUACCCAUACCCUUCACCCUCUCAUUCAUCUCCUUUUCUCUGAUAUCUUCUGCUGAUGCAAAUGUAGAGAGAGCAACCUUACACCUUUCCUCAUCAUAUAUAAAACCCAUUAAACCAGAACAAAAAAAUCCACAAAUGAACAAAUCUCCCUCUCUGUUCUACAGUUUUAGAUUAUAUUAGAAUUAUGGGUGUGGAUAUCUGAACAUGUGGGGUUGUUGAGGGUUUUCGAUUUUGGGUAUCUUCCAAGUUCUUUCAGUAUCUCGCAUUCAUUCGCCUUCUACAGUUCUGCAUCUAAGCAAUUAAGGGAACAUCUGGUCUAUUUGCUCUAUAGAUUUGUUGAUGAAGAAAACUGUUUCCUUAUAGGUCUUUUCGGUGCAGUUGGUUUGUGGGGUAGGUAAGAGAUCCAGGGUUGAAACUUCAAGAAAAAAAGGAAGAGAUCCUUUGGAACUCCUUCGUCUCUGCAAAUUUGGGCCUUCUCUGCUUUUGAGGACAUUUUGGGAGAGAGGCAAUGGUGGCAGGAAAUGGGUUGUUCUACCCACUGGUUGGUUUUGCAGUUUGUUUUGCUUUCAUGUACAUGUUCUUGGGAAACAUGAGCUUCCAUAAUUACGAGUUGCCCAAGAUGUCCUUUGUGGAAACAAAUGGGGCUCAAUUCAUGGUGGAUGGGAAGGUAUUCUACGUGAAUGGAUGGAACUCGUACUGGUUGAUGUAUCUGGGUACGGAGGACUACACCGCGCCCAAGGUCAGGGAAGUGCUCCAGUUGGGUGCCAAGAUGGGUCUUACUGUUUGUCGAACUUGGGCUUUUAAUGAUGGAGCCUACAAUGCCCUCCAGAUCUCCCCUGGUCAGUUUGAUGAACGCGUUUUCGGGGCAUUGGAUAAUGUCAUUGCAGAAGCAAGACGGCAUGGGAUCAGGCUGAUUCUUAGCUUGGUUAAUAACUUGCAAAAUUUUGGUGGGAAGACCCAGUAUGUCAAAUGGGCAUGGGAAGAAGGUGUUGCUUUGAGUUCUUCUAAUGAUUCAUUCUUCUAUGAUCCAUCCAUCCGCAGUUAUUUCAAGAAUUAUGUCAAGGCUGUCUUGACGAGGAAGAACAGUGUCACUGGAAUUCAAUAUAGAGAUGACCCCACUAUCUUUGCAUGGGAGUUGAUGAAUGAACCCCGCUGUAUGUCAGAUCCCUCCGGUGACACCCUCCAAGAUUGGAUUGAAGAAAUGGCUGGUUUUGUGAAAUCAAUUGACAAGAAACAUCUAUUGACUGUGGGGCUCGAAGGAUUUUAUGGUCCUACAAGCCCAGGAAAAUUGAAUUUGAACCCAGCAGACUGGGCAGGUGCUUUUGGGACUGAUUUUAUUCGAAAUUCUAAGACCCCAACCAUCGAUUUUGCCUCUGUUCAUGUUUACCCUGAUCACUGGUCUGAAGGGCUAGAACCUGAAGAAAAAAUAAACUUUGCUUCAAAAUGGGUUAAGACUCACAUUGAAGAUGGUGACAAAGAACUGAAGAAGCCAAUCUUCUUCACAGAGUUUGGGUUAGUGGACGACAAGAAGACCUUUCAACCAAUUCAUCGUGAGAAAUUUUAUAAGACGAUAUAUGAUAACAUUUACAAGUCAGCUAAGAAGAAGAGAUCAGGAGCAGGGGCAUGUUUUUGGCAGUUCCUGGUUGGAGGCAUGGAAGAGUAUGAAGAUGGUAAUGGGAUUGUCCCACGGGAGAGAUCAUCCAUUUAUAAAGUGAUAACAGAUCAGUCAUGUAGGCUGGCUAGAAUCCAGGGAGGUCAGGAUCAUUUGCAAGGGAGCUUGAAAGAUAUUUGUUCAAAGAUGGCGAACUAGUCAUUCUUUUUUAUUUGGAAUUUAAUUUUGUUUCUGGUGGAAUUGUUUUUUCCUUCUUGCUUUUGGCAUUCUUUUGUCAAGGGUUGCAGAGAUCACUGCCCCUGUUUGCUUCAUUGUAGAGUCAUCCACCAACCUUAAAAUGUAGCGAGAGACUCGAAGGCUGUUAGAUUGCUGUUAGGCUGCCUUGCGCUCUUUAGUGCUAAUGGGAUUAUAUAAGAAAAAGAGUUUUAUC
Macadamia integrifolia is the source of this 2373-nucleotide messenger RNA. RefSeq names its product mannan endo-1,4-beta-mannosidase 2. The transcript has 5 exons. Gene Ontology annotation, molecular function: hydrolase activity, hydrolyzing O-glycosyl compounds. The record is from RefSeq and is a predicted model, not a curated record. Bases 840 to 2141 code for a protein of 433 amino acids. Lineage: Eukaryota; Viridiplantae; Streptophyta; Magnoliopsida; Proteales; Proteaceae.